AUGCCACGCGCGCCCCAGUGCCGAGCCGUGCGCGCGCUCCUGCGCAGCCGCUACCUCGAGGUGCUGCCGCUGACCACGUUCGUGCGGCCGGGACCGGCGGCCUUCCGCGCUCUGGUGGCCCAGUGCCUAGUGUGCGUGCCCUGGGACGCAUAGCCGCCCCUCGCCGCCCUCUCCUUCCGCCAGGUGUCCUCUCUGAAAGAGCUGGUGGCCAGGUUCGUGCAGAGGCUCUGCGAGUGCGGCGCGAAAAACGUGCUGGACUUCGGCUUCGCGCUGCUGGACGGCGCCCGCGGCGGCCCGCCCUGGGCUUUCACCACCUGCGUGCGCAGCUACCUACCCAACACGGUGACCGAGACGCGGUGCGGCAGCGGCACGUGGGGGCUGCUGCUGCACCGCGUAGGCGACGACGUGCUCGUGGACCUGCUGGCGCGCUGCGCGCUCUACCUGCUGGGCCCGAGCUGCGCCUACCAGGUGUGCGGGCAGCCUUUGUACGAGCUCGGCACCACGGGCCCCGCGGCCACGCGACAGGUUCGGAACAGCAGCGGUGGCGAGGCCUGGGCGCCCCUGGGCUCACCCGCCUACAGUUCAGGGCGCGGGCCUUUUGCGGCCUGCGCCGUGACACCUGCCGAGCGUUUGGAGACCACGCCCUCCAGGGCAUCCGAGGGAGUGGACUGCAAGCGGGAGCCCGGCCGCUCCGCCGCCCGGCGGUCACCGGGUCCGCAGGCUCAGGUGUACUCGGAGAUCAAGCGCUUCCUCCACUGCCCGGGCGACGGCGAGCGGCUGUGCGCAUCUUUCCCACUCAGCUCCCUGUGGCCCAGCCUGGCGGGUGCCCGGAGGCUGCUGGAGGGCAUCUUCCUGCGCUGGACGCCGAGUUCCGGGGGUAGCCUCAGGCUGCGCUGGCUGUCCCCGCGCUACUGGAGGAUGCGGACCCUGUUCCAAAAGCUGCUUGCGAACCACGCAUGGUGCCCAUACGGCGCGCUCUUCCGGAUGCUGCGGGGGCCGGCUACGCAGGUGUGGUCCCCGAGGCUGGCCGCCGACCCCCGGAAGGAAGCGGGCUCCUGGCGCCUGGUGUGGUUCCUGCAGCAGCACAGCGUGGCAGGUGCACGCAUACCUGCGGGCGUACGCCGCCUGGUGCUCCCUGGCCUCUGGGGCUCCAGGCACAAGGAGCGCUGCUUCCUGAGGAACACGAAGUUCAUCUCGCUGGGGAAGCACUCCAAGCUCUCGCUGCAGGAGCUGACCUGGAAGGUGAGGGUGCGGAGCCCAGGUGAGUGGGCGUCGGCCAAUGGCGUGGCAACAUCCCGGGCCGUGGAGCAUCGACUGAGGGAGGGGAUCCUGGCCAGGUUCCUGUUGUGGCUGCUGGACGCCUGCAUGGUGGGGCUGCUCAGGUCCUUCUUCUAUGUUGAGGAGACCACGUUCCAGAAGAACCGGCUCCUCUUCUACUGCAGGAGCGUCUGGAGCAGGCUGCAAAGUGUGGGCAUCACAUGUUACAGGCGGCACCUGGAGCAGGUGCGGCUGUGGGAGCUGUCAGACGCAGAGGUCCAGCAGCAGGCCAGGUUGGCCCUGUCCUCGGCCAGACUGCACUUCAUCCCCAAGCCCAGAGGCCUGAGGCCCAUCGUGAACACAGACUCCAUGGUGAGAGCCAGAACAUUCUGCAGGGAGAAGGCCCAGCCCUGGACCUCGCACAUCCAGACACUGUUCAGCAUGCUCAACUAUGAGCAGGCGCAGUGGCCUGGCCUGCUGGGUGCCUCUGUGCUGGGCUCCACCAGGAGUCCCUGGAGACCGCAGCUGACCCAGCCCUGA
Messenger RNA from Lepus europaeus (European hare), 1797 nucleotides. Its product is annotated as telomerase reverse transcriptase-like. Gene Ontology annotation, molecular function: telomeric repeat DNA binding; telomerase RNA binding. NCBI's taxonomy places the organism in Eukaryota, Metazoa, Chordata, Mammalia, Lagomorpha, Leporidae. Gene Ontology annotation, cellular component: telomerase catalytic core complex. Gene Ontology annotation, biological process: telomere maintenance via telomerase. The record is from RefSeq and is a predicted model, not a curated record.